Molecule: messenger RNA, 1145 nt
Organism: Rosa rugosa (rugosa rose)
Lineage: Eukaryota; Viridiplantae; Streptophyta; Magnoliopsida; Rosales; Rosaceae
Exons: 5
Coding region: 258-770 (170 amino acids)
Source: RefSeq, a predicted model, not a curated record
CUCUCUCUUCAUCCGCACUGAGCUUAUUUUCUCUCUCUCUCUCUCUUAAUCCCCCAUGGCUUCUUCAAAUCACUACGAUAUUCGCUGCGUGCUUCUUCUUCACUUGGCCACGUCAUCUUUAUCGUCAUCAUCGUCACCUUCGAUGUCGUUCCGAGUCAGAGCUUUCUGCAAUGACGAAGCGAAAGAGGCCGUGAAGCUUCUGGAGAAGCCAUCGAUAUGCACCACCGACGAGCUCCACUACGUCUCCGUGCCCAACUAUGAUUGGAGGCUCGCCCUCUAGCGCUACAGCCUUUGCCGCACGGCCCCUCAGAGGAAUCACCCAUUGCUGCUAUUAUCUGGGUAUAGGCUGCUGCAUUCCUUUCGUUGGGUAUAGCUGCUGCAAGGUGCUGCGUUCUUUUCUCUUCCUCUCUCAGAGUCUCAGAGAUCGAAGGCUUCUACUCUUCGUCUUCAAUUUGGGGUUAUGGAAGGGACAUCUGAGACUCCCAAUUCCACUCCCAUGCAUACUCCAACUAAUGGUUCCAGCACUGGAACCACUCCAACACCCACACCCACACCCACACCCACACCCACUCCUACUCAGAUGGUGGAUCAAGGUUAUCAACAAGGAGCUGCAGCACUGCCUAGUUGGUUUAUAUUUUUUAUUUGGUUCUUCGAGCUGUAGACACUUUGGAACCUCCGAGCUAAAAAGUGGAAAUGAACACACGAAUGGAAAGAGGAGCUUGCGAACGUCAAGGGGAACAAAAAUGAAGAACAUUGAACCACACAUUUGAGCAGAAAUGAAGAAACAAGCUUUCCUAGUGCAACCAGGAAACCCUGCGAACUGGAGGAGAGCUUACCAAUGAAGUUUCCAACGCAACCAUGAAAAAGAAAUGGAAAAAUAAUAUGUUUUGCGUUGGAAAAUGAGAAGACUUGAAGAUGAAGCAACGUGGCCCAAGAACUCUCAAGAAUGAUGUGGAUUUUCGGCAAAAUGGUACAAGGCCCAUCAAAGCCCAUGACACUAGGGUUUGUGACGCAAACCCUAGCCCUAAAGAUGUUUUGCCGUGAAUUUGCAAGAGAGAAACAAGGAAGAUGCGUCCAAAAAUCAGAAAUUAAAAAGAGAUUUUCUAGGGAGAUUAUCUAGGGCUAUUUUUAUGGAAAGAAAAUAC